CCUGUAGUUGAUAAAAGUGAGCAGCAGGGAAAGAUGGACGCCCUAGCAAAUGUGGACUUUACAGGACAGCACUUGUUAUGGUAGCUAGGGUAAGAAAGCACUAUUUUCUAACUUUCGAUAGUUAGUGUUUUAAUUGUCAGCAUGUUACCAUCCUCUAACAGGGUCAGACUUAACCGAGCCGCGUUGGAAGACGUUGGGCUGAACGUGGAGCCGCGGCGAAGACGACUCCUGCAUUCAUUAAAUAAUGUUACAACCGCCUGCAAAAACCAGGAGAAGAGCCAGCUAGUGUCGGAGAAAGCCACGGCCUCCGUCCCCGACAGCAACGACCCCGUCCAGACUUCUGUAACGGAACAAAUGGGCCCUGGAAGUGUGACGGGUACGACCGGUAACAGCGCUGAGCGGGAGCCGGAGGAGAACGGCAUAGACAUUGCCAGAAAUAUGCUACUGUGCCCCCCUGGACUUGCUGGUUCAGAGGGGUCUUUGAGAAGAGCUGUCAGAACGUCCGGCUGUGGUCUCUGCGGUGACUGUAAAUACAUUUCACCCCAGCGGAAGAUAUUGGGUGAACAAGGGCGAAAAAACAGUAGCUCAGGGCCAGAGCAGCCUUUGGAAAACGCAGUCACUGAGUCCUCUAAGAAGAUUGUCAUAUGGAUAGACCAGUACCCAAAGGUGACGCUUUGCGAUGUAGCCCAAAAAUGUGAUUCUUUUAGUCACGACUGUGGCUACGUGCUACCGGAUGUUCUCAAAACCAAGGUUGUGCAUUGCUUCAAGCAGGACAUGAGAGCUGGAGCUGGGCCUGGUUGUUUAGGUCGUGAACAGCAUGAACGUGAGGAACAUGUUCUGGCUGCAGACACAGAGUGUCAGUCUGAGGAGGGCAUCUGUCAGUCUCAGAGUGUAACUGAACAGCAGAGACACCUGAGUGAACGCACAGACGUACAGACGUUAUCCACUCAUACCAAAUGUCAUUUCCUCAACGGUCGGACGAGUGUAGGCUCUGCAGUCUGUUCUGCUUCUAUCUCACCAGGUAAAUGUAUGAAAAAGGUGGAUUGCAGGACUGGUAUGUGGGAUAGAAAUGUGGAGGAUCGUCCUGGGCCACUUACAGGAGCAGACAUUCACAGAGACAAAAGAAUAAAGCUUGCUGAUAGUGUUAAAGAUGGAGUUUUGCCGUGCACUCCAGAUUUAGAAACCAUUAGUUGCAAAGACUCAGCAAAAAGUGACUCUAGAGACCAUGAGAUGACAUACCUUUGGAUGUCUGAUGACAGUCACUCAUGUUCAGAGCAUCCAGUUGAGGGCAGCAGCUCUUUUGGUUCCACUAUGAAAGAAAACUGUGUCCACAAGGAGCCUUCUUGUGAGACAGACAAUCCAGCAGAAACUGAUGCAGCGCAAAUGUCAUCUGAACCAUCCUGUCAGGGGACCGAGGUGGACACAGAUAGACCGGAGUCGUUCACCUGCCAGAGAGUGAGGGUCUAUUUGAGAAAGAUCAGAUUUUCUUGUGCACGCACGUACAUGUCCUGGCCCUUCUUUUACAGUGGCUGGACCCUUAAGGCACAUGCUGCUACCACAGGCUGUCCAGUAGAGCCCAGAGAUAAAGGCGACUCUCAAGUUCAUGAGAAUCAGAAAUAUUCAUCCAGCAACCAAACCAGUGACAUGCUCCCAAAUGCAUCUAUAGACACCUCCUCAGGCACAGCCCACCCGAUUCCUUAUCAAAAUAAAGAGAAGCAAGAUGGUGAUGGAGAGAGCAUUUUAGCAGAGAGAAACUGGAAAAGACGUGCAUGUUCAUGCUCUGUGAAGAUUGCACCUUCCUUUUUGGAGGCUGAGGAAUCAUCAGGAAGUCUUUGCUCAGAUACUGCCACCCUUUCCAACCCAAGUCAGCGUGGCACUGACACAUACUCACCCUCGUCUACUCCAGCACAUGGCCCUGAAACGGGCAGCUUCACGUCUACACCUUCCUCCUCAGCACUCGGCCUGGGUGACUGGGAACCUGCCACCACUCUGUCUGCAUCGUCUUCACCCAAACGUGUGGUCAAAGCUGCAGAAAAAACUCUGUUCCACUGUGAAGAAAACCAAAAGACGUCAUGGACUUCAUUCUCCAAUCCUCCACACAACUCUGACUCCUUAGAUUCAUGUCAAUCCUCCCUCCUCCUCCCUCAAGAGAGUGAUGAGGGAUGGCUCACAGGCAGGAGCCCCCCAAAACUGGAGCCGUAUUAUAAAACAAGCCCGUUUAGCCAUGAUCUUACGACACUAAAGAAGAGAUUUCUGCAAAACGUCUUCUCAGAAAAGGGUUUAGAAAUAGAUCCAGAUGAGGUAAUUCUUCCACCAGUGCUCUCUCCUCUCACGUCACCACGAAGGCCCUCACAGAUGAGCCCCCUGUCCCAGACCUCAGGCUGUUUGGAUGAAGAAGAGGGGGAUGAAAUUAACUACAACACCAGCAAAUUCAAAAUCUCACCUGGAUGUCACAUGGCACAAAUUUUCAAUGCCAGUUAUGUAAACUCAAUGGAUCCUCUUGAAUGUGAUCGUGGAAAAUUUGAAGGAGUCCAAACAAAUUUCCAAACUACUUCAGGUGAGCCUCAGUCCUCUCGAAGCCCGGAUGAAUAUGUGGAUGAUGAUAAUGAAGAGGAAAGCGAGGAUGAAACUGACUGUGAAGAUGUUGUGGAACAGGGUAGCAAGAACUCUGCACUAGCUCCCUCCAACCCUAAAAUAACAAGUUUUACCUGCGGUGCUCGGUCAAAACCCAGCAGUGAUGAAGAUGAUAAUGAGGCCUUCAGUGAUGAAGAAGAGCCAUGUUCUGCUGAUGAAGAUGGAUCAAGUCCAUUUGAAACUGCAUGCAAUGAAACAGAUGGACUCGGAGCAGAAGCAGCUGGUGAUCCUCAGCACAGCACUUUGAACGAGUUCACAGCUUUCAAACAGGAUAUCCUUCUUGUCGACGUAAUCCAGGACGACCCAGAGCUGUUUGAAAACAUGCCGCAGGAAAGUCUGCUGAAACUGGGACCCACCAGGGUCACUGAGGCCCCUAAAAGCAGAUCCAUCGGAGUGGUGAGGAUAGACGGAGCAUCACCGGAACUGAAACAGAGCUUUACCCCAGUUAAGAUACAUUUUCGCUGCGACAGCCCUGAUAUGACAGAGCAGAGUGACAGCAGGCCAUGGAGACCCCAGAGCAGCAUCGCCUCUCCCAAAACGCAAAGCAGCACGGGGCCUGCCUCAGAAAAGCAAACCAAGAACAUGCGUCAUCCUGAUAACAACAACAAUCAUGUAAACGGGGUCCUGGAGAGCCGGCCCAUCCCAACGGUGAACUCCCUGCACGGUCACAUCUCUCCACUCAUGAGUGUGAGAAAGGGGUCGCUGCUCAAAACCCCAGCAAACAUGACUGAGUUCAGGCACCAGAAGUCUAAUGCUUACUGCAGGCAGUACUUCAGUGAGUCGCUGUCCUGUGGGUUCAAGAUGUGUCGCUUCCAGCACGUGCCUGUGAAGGGGGAUGAGAAGUUGUGCAUCGAAACUGUGACACGCUUCAGCAAAAAUCCACUGUGCCUUCAAAAAGCAGGAGCUGUGUACACAGGCUACUACCAGAACAACCCACCAGGAGUGUAUUUCUCUGUGUCCAUCUUUCUGUCCCUCCUCUGGGCUCUGCUCAAAGCCGGCAUGGUUUCUGAUGUCUUCUCAGUCCUCAGUGUCAGCCUGGCACACAAGAUCGUGCCUGGCCAUGAGUUCCUGUUGGCCCUCUUUAACACUGUGAGAGAAAAGGGCCUCACAGGUUUUGUACCUGAACUCAUGCAGCUCACAUUUAAGAUGGCCAGUGUUGGCCUGGUGCUGAGCUUGGACUGCCUCGACUGUGUCAGAAACACUCCUGAGUUCCAGCAGACCCUCCAUCCAAACUCAGCUGCUUCAGUGUCUGCUAACCACAUGUUUUCCACCAGUGCACCCUUUCCGGAGUAUCUGAAUUUGGCCCAUUCCAUUGUGGAAAUAGAGCUGUGUACCAAGCAAGAGGACUGGAGGAGGAUGGGGCAGGUUUUCAGGUCCAUCUGCCAGUCCAGCAAACAUUCCAACCACGUUGGGCGAAUCAGCGGUCACAUUGCCAUAGCUCUGCUUUCUGAGAGCAAAGACAAGCUGUCUCUGCCCUUUGCUGCCUUUGCUGAGACAGUGUGUCUGACCGAAGGUGAGGACAGCCUGAUGAAGACUUUUUUAGGCAGAAUUGGAGUCUCUCUCAUGUUGAGAUACCACAAAACGCAUCAAUGGGCCAAGGGUCGGAGGGUGGUCGAGGUGCUGUCCGUUUCAAAAGUCUACUACUCGACACUGAAGGGUUUGUUUGGGAACGAGGACGGAGCAUCACGCUGCUACCUGGUCACCGUGGCUACUGAGCUCUUCCUCCUGAGUGGCAGCGUGGAGGGAGCUCUGAACACACUCCGAGAGAACAAGUGGUUCCUGAGUUCAUGCUCGUGGCCGUGUGAGCCUGCUGAUCUGGAGAGUAGGACUCGAGUGUUGAUCCGUCUGGCUGAGAAAACCUCUCACAGAGACACACUGGAGGUCCUCAGUAAUCUCCCUGGACUCAAAGAGCCAAACGAUUUGGUGGAUAUCUCCGGGUACGUUCCUCUGUUUAACUCUCACCUUCAAGUGUGUGAGGACAGACAGAUUCUGCCCGUGGCGUCAGACACGGUGGACUUCAUGCUCUCUAAAAAUCUGGCAGUAGACCAAACUUUGCUGCGGACACUUUUGCAAAAACUGGGCAAGCAGAACCUCUGGCUCAGGGCUCGGGAAGUCUUCAGACACUCUCUGAGUGAGGGCUACUACCCAGGGGUGUCGGCUCCUCCUGGUUUCAUGACGCUGAUCGUCCCCUGUCAGCUGGGGGAGGUGGAGCUGGCUCUGAGCUACGAGAUGUUCAUCACCGUCAACGCCACGGACAUCAUCCAGCUUCCAGAGACCAGCACUUCAUGUCUCAGCAUCACUCUGAAAAGGACUCAGAGCUGUGAGAGUGAGUACCUCUCUGCUGGGAGCCGCAUCCUCUCUGCAGCUUGUAUCCCUCAGCCCAAACUCACAGUUCACUACACAGCCGUGAACGCAGCGCACGAUCAGGUGUUCACAGUGGACAUUUCCUCUGCUCGAUGCUGGCUGCGCCACAAUCAUUUAUGGGCCAAUGAAGUGUGGAUGCACUGAAGCAAACGCUUAUUCCCCUGCAGUCCCUGGAAGAACCUGACUUUCCUUCCUGUACAAACUGCUUAUGUUCCAGAGACAUCAGUGGACUCUGGGAAAACAACCAAUGAAAUCAGGAAAACCAACACGCGUGUUUCUGUUCUCUCUAUGUUUGUUGCAAUAAUAGUCAUCUUUCAAUUUUUCAAUUUGACUCCGAAGCAGAAAAUCACCACCAAAGACUGACGCCAGAAAAAAGAAUAAUAACUGUUUUUGUUCUGAUUUGUUUUAAAAUACAUUAUAGGAUUUUUUUGUUUCCUAAAGAGUUCUUUUAGCUAAUCUGUCCUUGAUUUCUGUCACUCAGUGUUUGUGAGUUUUACUCCUUAAAAAAAAAAGUCUGUUGGGGAACAGAGUGUAGCAUAAUUUUGUCGGGUUGUUAUUAAAAGUAUUAGAUUGAGUUUCUAACAAUAUAAAUAUCACCUAAGUGUAUAUAGGUCUAUAUUUAUAACUGUCUUUGACAGUAUUAAGUUUCUGUAUCAUCUUACUGAUUGUCAAAACCUCAAUUGUUGCUCGUUCCACAGCUGUGAUUUACAUUUUCUUUGUAGAACGUUUUUAUAAAAACCGUUGUUCUCCA
Messenger RNA from Plectropomus leopardus (leopard coralgrouper), 5749 nucleotides. It is a transcript of the gene topaz1, whose product is annotated as testis and ovary specific TOPAZ 1. NCBI's taxonomy places the organism in Eukaryota, Metazoa, Chordata, Actinopteri, Perciformes, Serranidae. Gene Ontology annotation, biological process: spermatocyte division. The record is from RefSeq and is a predicted model, not a curated record.